AUGAACAAUUCUAACAUGUCUGUCCCGGUAUGCGACCCGGGUCCAACGUACUUACUGUGGAGUUUACGCCUGGCUUAUCCAAUUAUAUGGUUACUUGGAACGUUUGGAAACGCCGUUGUUUGUUUGGCAAUUCUCAAACGUAAGCGACUACAGAACAGCUGUAACAUGUUCACCUUCAACUUAGCUUUCCAUGACCUUAUACUCGUCGCAGUAUACGUACCAACACAAAUGAUCGCAAUGGAAAACUGUCAUCACUGGACUCUAGGCAACGUUAUGUGCCAUCUUGUAUACAUAAUCCUUCCCUUGUCUUUGUCAGUGUCCGUUGGUACUUUAUUAGCAAUAACGGGGGACAGGUAUCGUGCUAUUGUAUUCCCAAUGAAAGCAAAACUUUCGCGCAAGCCUGUCUUCAUCGUCAUAGGAGUAAUAUGGGUGGUUUCGGCGCUGACAGCACUGCCGCUUGUGUUCGUAAUAAGCCUUGUUUCACCUCAGCCUGGAGUCUACUAUUGUCUUGAGGAAUGGCCAUCCGAUACUAUUUCAGGAGUCUACUGGCUAGCUAUGUUUUUUAUCCAGUAUCUUCUCCCAUUAUGCGCCAUUUCAGUUCUCGCAGGAAAAACGGCGUGUACAUUGAGGAAAACGUCACUAGAGGAUAAAAUGGAGACUUGUACGCGAAGCGAAAUGUUUAGGAAGACUUUACGGAAACGCGCUAAACAAACAAAACGUAUCACAAAGAUGUUAAUUGCUCUUGUUUUGCUUUAUGCCAUUUGUAUGCUGCCCCAGCAUGUGGUUCAUACUUUCUGGGCAAGAUACGGAGGUUUGUAUUUUAAGAGCUACAGAGAACAGGUCAUGAUCAUUGCCAACAUUUUCCCUAUAGCCAACAGCGCACUGAACGCAAUAGCAUACGGGACAUUGAACAAGGAAUUUAAGGCUGUCUUCAAAGGUUUGUUUGCUUGCGUUUGCUUCAAGAUGAAUUACCAAGGAGAAUUAUUCGGAAGAAAUACGGAUAACUCAGCGUCCAGGAGCGAGAUGUCAAUUAUGAAGAGUAAACGAGGGAACCCUUUAUUCCUCAAGGGAAGAAAUGGAAGAGAAACAAUGACGUCACCUCUCCCGAAUAUGAAACUGCAGGAGACACGGGAACAGGAAAUCCAGGAAGUAUCGUACAACCAGGGAAGAUACCGCCGGGGAUCGAGAAGGAAAAACCCCGACUCCGACUCCGAUAGAAAGCGACUUAUUUACGAAGUCGAGACGGUGCUGUAA
Messenger RNA from Porites evermanni, 1254 nucleotides. The record is from the annotation of a GenBank genome assembly. NCBI's taxonomy places the organism in Eukaryota, Metazoa, Cnidaria, Anthozoa, Scleractinia, Poritidae.